This is a messenger RNA of Fundulus heteroclitus (mummichog), 1286 nucleotides long. RefSeq names its product beta-crystallin B1. The coding region runs from base 91 to 747 and encodes 218 amino acids. The transcript is spliced from 6 exons. Gene Ontology annotation, molecular function: structural constituent of eye lens. Lineage: Eukaryota; Metazoa; Chordata; Actinopteri; Cyprinodontiformes; Fundulidae. Gene Ontology annotation, biological process: lens development in camera-type eye; visual perception. The record is from RefSeq and is a predicted model, not a curated record.
ACGGACGCCAGCAUAUAAAAGCUACAAUGGGGCCCCUGUCCUCCCACACUGGCCACCAGUCCACCUUUUUAUGCACACACUGCCGUAGUCAUGUCUGCUGGAGGAGAGAAACCCAAGUCCCAGCCUGAUGGGAAGGCAGCACAGAACAAGAUGUCGGAGAUGGGCAUGAUGUCCUACAAGAUGUGCGUGUACGACCAGGAGAACUUCCAGGGACGCUGCAUGGAGAUCACCGCCGAGUGCGUGAACGUGUGUGACAUGGGAAUGGACAGGGUGCGCUCCCUGCGUGUCGACUGUGGGCCAUUCGUUGGCUUUGAGCAGAUGAACUUCUGCGGUGAAAUGUUCAUCCUGGAAAAGGGCGAGUACCCCCGCUGGGAUUCGUGGAGCAACUGCCAGAAGAACGAUUACCUUCUGUCCUUCAGGCCCGUACGGAUGGACCCGGAGAAGCACAAGAUUUGCUUGUAUGAAGUCGGAGAAUACAAAGGUCGCAAGAUGGAGAUCAUGGACGAUGACGUUCCCAGCCUGCCUGCCUACGGCUUCACCGACAGGGUGGGAAGCAUCCUGGUCAGCUGUGGGACCUGGGUGGGGUACCAGUUCCCCGGCUACCGCGGCAGCCAGUACCUGCUGGAGAAGGGCGACUACAGGCAUUUCAACGAGUUCGGCGCCCGCUGCCCCCAGAUGCAGUCCGUCAGGCGCAUCCGCGACAUGCAGUGGCACCCCCACGGCUGCUACACCAUGUCCUCCAAGUGAAGCACGGCCCAGGCGAGGAAGAGGGGGAGCGGGGCAGAGGCCGGGGUCCGGGGAGGGGAAGGAGGGAGGCCGAGGAAGGAGAGGAGGACAGAGAGGCUGAAGUGAAGGGAAGGGAAGGGAAGGCGCCUUCGUUCCCUUCUGCUGGAUGCAGUUGGUAGCUAUUUAUAGAUGCGGCUCAGCGAUGGAGAGUUACAGGAAGUUGUGGAGGAGAUAAUUACAAGAACCACUGGGACUAUAUCUGGUUAGGGAAAAGAAAAAAAAAACAAAAAAAAAAAAAAAAACUCUCAGCUUUGUUCUUCCUCUCAUUUCCUGUCUUCCCGUCUUGCCCCGUCUCCAUCCUGUUUUCUCUCCCCCCUAAUGCUCCAUAUUUGGCCCCCGUCAGCACUCGCCCCAACCUAUCAGAGCCCGAAUAAAGGAGGACAGGAGUUCAGAUUUGUUUUUUUUUUGUAAGAUUGACAUAAAAGAAGAAGAAGGAGAAAUGUGAAAAUGCUUGCAUCCUGCUGUCACAACAACCUAAUAAAGCUACUCUUACCCUGCUA